Vollenhovia emeryi is the source of this 1094-nucleotide messenger RNA. RefSeq lists its product as uncharacterized. The record is from RefSeq and is a predicted model, not a curated record. Bases 634 to 1014 code for a protein of 126 amino acids. The transcript is spliced from 3 exons. NCBI's taxonomy places the organism in Eukaryota, Metazoa, Arthropoda, Insecta, Hymenoptera, Formicidae.
AUUUCCGUUCCGUUACGUUCACCAACGCUUUGCCUCGCCUUUGCCGCCGCGACUAGCGACUAGAGCCGCUAGUCGAAAUCCCGACGACGCGACGCGAUCUCGCGACGCGUGCCGACGCGCGACCUGAACCCCAGUGUUAUUACCGAGCGAUUGCUCCGUUGUUGUUCUCUCACCUGUUUUUCUGCGGCACACAAUCGAUACGGAACACGCCGAACGAUCGCCGUGCGCUCGGUCUGGUACGAGCGCCACCGGCGAACACAUCAUCGUCGACGUUCCUGCGUGUUCCCGAGUAGAGAAAAUGCGGGAGGGAAAACACUUCUAAGUGUUUCUUACGUUAAUACGAACAGCUCGAGGCAAGUUUUCAAUCGUGAAUAGUUGAACACUCGUGUACCUUCUUCUGUCAGUAGCCCGUCACGUCGAAUUUGUGAAAGUGCCUUAUUCCUACGAAAACUGGACUAGUCGAGAACAUGGUGCUAGACUUGUGAUACGCGUCGUCUACGAGGACGGAUCUGAGAGAAACCCUUAUCAGUGGUAUCGUAAUCCCCGUUGCAGCGGGGAUCCUUGACACCCUUGCGACCCUCGCGCGCCGAAUAAGAACAAUGCUCGUGAAACUUGGUGAAAAUAGCAUACCCGAUGUCCCUGCUUUCCGUCAGCUGUGCUAAACGCGAAUCCAAUGUGUGGCUGUUUCAGCAGCUGAAAAACGAAACGGCAUGGAGUAGCUACCCGGGUCACGGAGACCCUUGGAAGGGAAAAGGGCAAAAGCGACCCCUUCCUACGCCCUUCUGCCGCCGCCGUCGCCGCCGCCGCGACGCACGACGACGUUGGACUGUCGUCGCACCGCAGCGACCUCUGCGCCAUUAUUAUUAUAGCCGCAAGGCUGACGUUUUUCCUCUCGGACUUGUAAAUAAAAGGCCUCAAAGUGUACGGCGCCGUGGAGAAGACGUUUCACCCGUUCGAGCUGAGCAGCAGGCUUUCCCGCGUGUUCCCCGGAACGCUGCCCGGUAUACAAGGUGAGUUACAUAACAUUUAUUCCAAUUUGUAUUUACUCUUUUACUUUCCAUGGCGUUAAUUUGAUUUCAAGUAAAAAAUACAUU